Messenger RNA from Macrobrachium nipponense, 9419 nucleotides. RefSeq lists its product as uncharacterized. Gene Ontology annotation, biological process: regulation of DNA-templated transcription. NCBI's taxonomy places the organism in Eukaryota, Metazoa, Arthropoda, Malacostraca, Decapoda, Palaemonidae. The record is from RefSeq and is a predicted model, not a curated record. Gene Ontology annotation, cellular component: chromosome; nucleus. Gene Ontology annotation, molecular function: histone H3K36 methyltransferase activity; protein binding.
GACCCCCGUCUCCGACCAGCCAUCAUGGUUGUGUGUUAUAGAGUUGGGGGAGAGACAACAGUGUAGUCCGUCUGCUGUAUCCGAGGAAGUUUUCCCUUGGAGCGAUGAUGUAAUUUAAUUAAUUUAACGUGAUUCGAAGGUAAAUGUUGAGUAGAAAUAGCCCAACGAAGCAGUGACUCCGUCUGAGGAGGCUGAGUGUCGCGGGACCCCCGUUUGGAACCGAGGCGGUAGAAGAUACCGAAGGGACGACGUGAAAUUUCGUGUGUCGAUGGAAGAGGACAGCCAUUGGAGAUCGGACUGAACCCCCGAGGAAUGUGUUGAAAGCAGCCUCACACUCAAGAAAACUUGUGUUGUAGUCAUCAUAAUGAAUGGAGAGUCGGGAGAUUGCAACACUCCUGUCCGGCGCUCAUCCCGUGCCCGAAAACCUAAUUCUCGCUUUGCUGAGGAUGAGUUAGAUGGUUGCAUUAAAAAGAUUGUCGCUGGUGUGUCAACUUCAGACAUCACUGGUUCUGUGAGUGGUACACCUACACGACAGAGGAAACUUGGUAAAAAAAGGGAGAGUGAGUGUGAGGAUACUGAUGAGAGCACACAGUCAUCUAAAGAAACUGUUAACAUUGCAAGCACUGUAUCUCAGACCCCAAGCACAGCUAAUGAUUCAGUAAAUGGUCUUGGGGAUGAAAACGAAGCUCAUUCUGACAGUAUGGGUAGGUCAAAAUCCUCCCAAGAAAAGCCCCAGGAGAGAAGAACACGGAGCAAUGCAAGGAAGGAUAACUUGGAAAGUUUGCCCCCAGAGGAAAAGAAACGUGGCAGGAAGGGAACCAAAGGGAAAAUAAAAGGAAGCACAGAAGAGAAAGUAGAAAUUGAACAGACUGUAGAAUCAGACACUUUAAAAAGGGAUCAUUUAUCACAUAGUACAGAUAAAGAUAAGUCAUGCACUGAGUUGUCCAAGGCAUCUGAUAUAGUGGAGGCCAGCAGUCAUAGUGAGUCUUCAAAACUAAAAAACACAGUUGACAGUCAAGUAACUGAUGAGAAGAUAGAUUUAUCUGUUCAUUCUUCAGGUAAGGACAGACAAAAAGGAAAACAUGUCAAGAAGUUGGAUCUUGCAUCUGGUAAUACUGAAAAAGUGUAUGAGGUAGACGACAAAGGAAUGAAAGUUGAGCAGAAAGAGGUUGUCACACCGUAUAAAAAUGAUGAUGAAUUUAUGGAUAAAGAGAGGAAGGAUGAACGUAAGUUGUCGCCAAGUACAUUGAAUGUUAGUGAUGGAGUAGUGCCGAGUUUUGGGAACCAAUCAGCAAUUGAAAUGAAGGGUGAUGUAAUUCAGAACGUAAAAUCAAUCAAGACAGACGUGCAGUAUUUAGUUGGAUCUGGAGAAAAUGAGGAAUGUGUAAAUUCUCACUUGAAGAUGAAAGAAGAGCAGCAUAGUUCUAAAGAUGAGGUUAUUAAAGAAAUGUCUUUGGAGCUAAAUCCAAAUCCACGAAAAGUUGAUUUUUCAGAAGCUGAAACUUCCACUCCUCGUGGGCAAUUUGACUCUGCUGUUACAAAAGUUUGUACCCCUCAGCGUCGUCAAACACGUUCAGUCUCUGCAGAGAAUGAAGCUUCAAGUUGCAGGGCCCAGUCCAAUUCAUCAGUUGUUGAAUCUGUUUCUUCACAGCUUAGUGGAAUUUCCUCAUUAGGCAGUGAAACUGAAGUGGGUACAAGCAGUUUGGAGAAUAAGACUUCCUCUCCUAUGAGGAGAAGAGGUAGGAGUGCCAAACUGACUUCAAAGGAAAAUGUUAAAACUGUUCAUGAAGAGAAGUUACAAGUGGAAACAUCAAAUAUUCCAGAAAACACCAGAACUAAGGUGAACACAUCUGGUGCUUCCCUCAUACCCUCAGUUCAAGAUCCUCCUUUGGAGCUAAAAGCGCGAAAAGAAAUUGAUAAAGUUGAAAUUGCUCCCCCUCCUCAAAGUUCACAAGAAACAGACAAAGAAAAACUAAGGACGAUUGGAGAGGCACAAGGUGACUUCAAUGAAAAAGCCAAAGAAGGUUUAGUUUCAAAAGGAAAAAGAAAUAGAACUGAGCAGAGCAGUGAUGCUGAAACUGAGGAAAGUGGACAAAAUAUAGAGGGAUUACCAUUGCAUAAAAAGAAGCGAGAUAUGCCUGUCAGUAAUUUAGAUUCAAACCAGGAAGGCGAUCUCAAACGGAAACGUCAGGAUGAACAAGAUGAAGAACAGAUGCAAAGGAAAAGAAGGAAAAGUGAUGAUAGUUUGUUUAAUGUUACAGAAAAGAAAGAAACACCCAGUGAUGCUAAUCAGGAAAUAGAAAAUCUACCUGGUUUGGAGUGUCAGGAUACAGAUGUGUUUAGAGAACAGGGAGGGUCCACUAAGCCAGAUAUGAUGUUUACGGGAGAAAGUUCUAGCGCAUCAGAUGCAUUGAAAACUGUGAAGGAGAAAAAAAUAUCAGUUGAAAGUAAGUCAGGCUCUGAAAGGCAUGUCAAAAGAGGUCAGAAUGAAUCACUUAGUGCUGAGAAACUGAUGCCGGAUAUUCAAGAAAGAAGGCAGAGCUCUGUGGGUAGUAUUCUAAGUCUGUUGAAACGUCCAGAUGUUACCAAGAAACUAGAAAGUAUGAGUAGUAGCAAAAAUUAUAAGGUUGAUUCCAAGUUUUUGGAAAGUAAGCGGCAGGAUGAUAAAAACUGGAGGAGGGAUGACCAUGACUCCUCUGGAAGAGAUAAAAUGAAAGAGGAAAAGGAGUGGAAAGCAUCAGAGGAAAAAUUAGAAGCCAAAUAUGAUGACGACACCUGCAGUCAAGAACAUCACACCAGUGGUCAUGAAGAUGACUCAACAAAUGUUGAAGAGGGAAAAAAUUCUUCAGCUGUUGAAUGUGGAGAUGUAUCAAAAAAAGAUGAUGAUUUAGGUGGAAAUAUAACAUGGGACAGUAUAAAAGACAUGACUCCUCUUAUUCCAAGUAGCUUUGCAACCAAGAAAAAGAAGACAACCAAGAGCACCUUGGAAACAAACACUCCAAAACUAAGUGAUUCACAUGGUAAGGCAACAGAUGAUGAAACCAACUUAGUUGAGGAAAGAAGGAAUAGUUCGCUAGGAAACAUCUUGAGUUUUUUGAAACGGGGCAAUCAGUCAGGCACACCACCUAAGCAGGAUGAUGUGAAGAGCAAGGAAGACGACAGAAUUUCCCCAGAAACCACUGAGGGUAAAAUUUUCAACUUUGUUGAGUCUACAAGAAAAUCUUCUCUUACAAGAGAUGAAAGUUACAAUUCAUUUGGUAAGCAAGAAAGUAAUCCAUCUCAAAAUAAGACUCAGCCUAAACCUAAGACCCGAGAAAGAAGAGUAUCUAGGUGGUCUGCUAGAGAAGACACUGUGGAAACAUCUGGGAGUCAUUGGGAAAAUGCACAAAGCUACCAAAAUAGCUCUGCUUUAACUCUGCAAAGUAGCAGUGGUAGAAGUAAUAAAUGGUCAGAGCAACAAAACACUGGAGUUCCUUCUUAUAGUAAGUGGGAGGAUUUACCUUCAGAGCAUCAUCCUCUAGUAGCUGGUAGGAAAGAAAAUGAUAGAGGAACUUGUGUAUCAGAUAACAUCGUUGUCAGUAAGCCAUACAAUACUUGGAAUGAACAGGGCUCGUCCUGGAAAAAUUGGAGCCACAACCAAAACCAAGGGGAGUUUGAAUCUUCAGACAAGAUCUAUGGGACUGAAAGGCUAGAAGAUAAAUUUAGGGAGUCUGAUAAAGAUACUAAGGAUAGUACCUCAGAUGAUGAAAACUUGGACUUUGGGAAUAGGGAGGGAAUUUCAGAGUUCAUCGAGUCCUAUGCAGAUGAGUUGGAUCAGUCGGGAGAGGAAGCAUUGUCAAGUAAUAGUCAACCACAUUAUCUCGGUGAAAUGCAAGCACCAUCUGAAAACCAUGAGUCGUCUUGGUCUUCAAAGGAUGAGAGGUCAUUGUCUCCCACAAGAGAAUCGUACAUGCCAAGUGACAAGGAAUUAAAUUCUCCACCUCGGGAGAGAGUUUGGUCUCCACGUAGCAGUGAAAUUGUUUUGUCUCCUAAGAGUCGAGAGCUAAUGUCGUCGCUAAUGAACAUGGAAGUUAAAUUAACACCUCAGAUGCAAGAACUUGUGUCAUCACAGAAUGCAACUGAUUCCGUCCUUUCACAAGAUUUGCAUCAUUACCCUGGUAAACAUGAUGUUAUCAGCAUUCCUUUACCAAGUGAAUCUGAACUUCCAGCUGGAAGAAAGGAAAGGACUGGUGGUAGUGUAUAUGGUAAGACAGAAUUUCCUCCUAAAUGUUCUGAAACUAAUCAGCAAAUCAUAAGUGUUGUAAGAGGUGUAAGUCCCCAAGAAGAAACUAGAAAUAGUUCUCUUGAAAGUAGCUGGAGAAAUCCACCUAGCAGACAUGAUCGACCUUCUGCAGGAAGGUAUGAUGCAAAAAGUGAACAUAUGAAAGAUUUUGAAUCUGUUAAAGAUGAGGAAGACAGAGAUGAACACUUUGAAGUCAGAAGCAGCAGGAUAGAAGAAAUUCACGAUGACAAAGAAAAUCUUGAACCAAAACUAGAAGAGAGAGAUUUUUCAGAAGAUGAAAAACUCGAGUAUCAAAGGAAAAUUCAGAGAGACAUAGAAGCGAAAGAGGAGAGAAACAAAAUUGUUGUCGAACAACGAAUGAAUCUGUUUGGUCAAAUUCAAGAAAAUUUAUACCUUAGUGAUAGAAAGAAGUCAAAAAGAAGUAAGGAAGUAAGGAGAAUGGUGUGUGACUGCUCUCUCACGAAAGAGGAAAUUGCUCGUGGUGAAGUGGGCUGUGGUGAAGAUUGUCUCAACCGACUGCUUAUGAUAGAAUGUGGUUCAAGAUGUCCACUUAGAGAGAGAUGUACAAACAAGAGAUUCCAAAAUUAUGAGUAUGCAGAUGUAGAAGUCUUUAAUGCAGGAGAUAAAGGAUGUGGGAUUCGAGCUUGCAAACCAAUACCUGCAGGAACUUUUAUCAUGGAGUAUGUAGGUGAGGUCUUUGAUUCCCGUGAGUUUAAAAGACGAAGAAAAGAGUAUUCCCGUAAUCUCAGUGCCCAUUUUUAUUUCAUGGCACUUAAGGGUGAUCUCUUUAUUGAUGCAACCAGAAAAGGAAAUAUAUCAAGAUUCAUCAAUCACUCGUGUGAUCCUAAUGCUCAGACCCAAAAGUGGACAGUCAAUGGUGAGCUCAGAGUUGGCUUCUUUGCUCAAAAGAUGAUUGAAGUCGGGGAAGAAAUCAAUUUUGAUUAUCGAUUAGAACGUUACGGCCGUGAACCACAAAAAUGUUACUGUGGGACUGCAAUAUGCCGUGGUUGGCUUGGUGAAUCACCUGAUGAAAAAACUAAAGAAGAAAAAGAAGAGGAGAAAAGACAGGAAAGAGAUAGAAGGAAACGAGAGGAGAAACGGUCGUAUGUCGAAGACGUUGAUCUUGAAGAUGAGAUAGAGAAACUUAAUGCCAAAAAGUUGAGAACACGACAGGAUAUCCUUAAUUUGUGUCGACUAAUGGUUAGAGCAGAUAAUUCCAAUUCAAGAGUAAUGCUCCUUCGUCUUGUCCAGUGCAGUACCUCGGCUUGCAAAAGGCUCUUUAUGGAUUAUCAUGGGCUUUCUCUUCUUUGGUCCUGGAUGGCUGAUUUAGGCUAUGCCUAUGAGCAUGCUUCCAUCAAGAUUGACAUACUGAAGACACUUGAGUGUUUGCCAAUCACCAAUAAGACGCAGUUGACUGACAGUCGUGUACUUGGAGUAGUUGAACGAUGGAGCACCCAGUCAGUUGAAGUGCCGAUCUCCGGUUCUCCCCCACCACCACCACCACCCAGACCUGUUGGGUGUGUUUUAAUGAAUGUUGAUUCUGAUUCUGGGAAGAAAUUGAGUGACACGAGUGAGGACUCAGAUGGUGAAAUGGAUGCCAAACCUGUUUCAGCAGCAAUAGAUUCUUCAAGUGUGGACGACAUCAGCAUGGACUCCGUUGAUGUAGAACAGGAAGCACUGAAGGGUAAACCCAGUUGGAAGGAGUUAGCAGAAGAUGAUAGUAGUGACUCAAAUCUCAGUGAUGAGAAAAAGAGUGCAGUGGAACCAGGGGAAGGGGAUACAGCUGCAGCAGCUACCCCACAGGAUGAAGUUGUCUCUCGAGAACUCCUCAUCCUUCAUGGAAGUAUGGUGGAAUUAGCUAAUAAACUUCUGGAACAGUGGAAGGAUUUGAAGGAAUACUUCCGCAUACCCAAGAAGGAGAGGAUUGAAUUGAUGAAAGAGCACGAGAGGGAAGUCGAGGAAGAAAUCAGGGGACUAGACAAGGAUCGAAAAGAGAAAGACAACUUUUCUUCACCUUCCAGGUAUAGGCGAGACUUUGAUAGGAGACGUCGGUCUCCUGACCGAGAAAAAGAAAAGGACAGAUACAGUAGGAGAUCAAGUAGAGGGGAUAGAGAUUCAAGAGAAGAUCGAUCAUCUGAUUCUCCAAAAAUGUCCAAGGAACAGAGGAGACAACUUUUUGAAAUUCAGGUGCAGCAAGAAGAGGAGGCCAAACAACGUAAAAUGCAGGAGGAAAUGUGGGCUAUGCAUGUAGAUCGCUGUCGACUUCUUGGACAAGACCCUUACCUUACACCUAUUUUUGAUCCAACUUGUCAGUACUAUUGGGAUCCAAACACUGCAUCAUGGCAGCCAUAUAAUGGAACAGAGCCAAACAUACCAGUACCAGCAGCAUAUGGGUUUCGUCCAAGUGAGAGUGGAGAUGGUUCUCCUAUGAUUGUUGGGAUGCCUCCUGGUCAUGUCAUUGCAUCUCAAACAAUAGCUGGCCAUGUUGCACCUGAUAGUGAAGCAGCCACACCAAAUUAUGAUGAUCCAAGAAUAGAUCCAGCGACAAUUCCUCUUCCUGGGGAAGUUAGACAGACCUCUCCAACCCAGCCUCUUCCUUGUCAAGCAGUACCUGUUGAAGGCACUCCUCCUCAGGGUGCUCGGGUGCUUACCUUCCCAGUGCCUGCAGAAGCUAGUGUUGCAGUGACUCCAGCAACGACCAUGCCUGUUAAUUUAGGCACCAGUGCUCUUGCUGUACCUUUUGUGGUAGGUGAGGAGCCACCACCACCACCUCCAGGACCAAUUACUAUACAGUUGCCACCACGUUGGAAAAUGGCAAGAGACUCUGAAGGUCAUGUUUACUUUUAUCAUGUGAAGAGUCGAACCAGCCAGUGGGAACCACCGACUCUUGAACAGCACCAGCAGUUGGAGGCAGAAAUGGGGACAGAUUCGGACUCCAAUGAUUCGUCAUCUUCAGAUUCAGACUCGACCAGUACUACUGAUAGCGAAGACUUCUCUAGUGAUGAGGAGGAGGAGGAGGAGGUGGUGAAGGUCACUACGGUCGAGAUUGGUGAGUUAUGCGAUGAGAAGAUGAUCCGUCGGCAUCGAGCAAAGAAACCGCGAUCAGAAGCACUGGUGCAGGAACGAGUGAUCAGUCCUGUUUUGGAAAUGGAUAAGGAAGCAGCAAGACGUGAGCGACGGGAAGCAAAAGAAAGAGCACAGAAAGAAUUGCGCCAAGAACGCCAAGAAGAUAGACUGCAUGACCCGUGCCCAGAUGUUCUAGAUCCAAAUGAGGAAAUUGAACCACUAAGUGAAAAAAUUCAGAGACUGGAAAGAUCAGAAGCUGCCAUGGAAAAGGAAAGACAUGAGUAUCGGGAAAAGUCCAAGAUGCGUGAAAAGAUCAAGAGCAAGGAGCGGGCUGCAACAGCAAUUGCAGAUAAUAGUGAUUCAGCUCGCAAAUGUAAAGAAAACUUCAGGGCAAAGAUGGCUACAUAUAUUGUGUCUGUUCUAAAUCCAUAUAGGAAAGAUGAUUGUAAGAUUGGAAGAAUUACAUGCAAUGAAGAUUUCAAGUAUUUAGCACGGAAGCUAACACACUUCGUCAUGAUCAAGGAGUUGAAGCAGUUACAUAGUGUUGAAGAUCUUGAAUGCAACGACAGUGUAAAGUACAAGACCAAAGAUUUUGUCCGGAAAUACAUGAGCAAGUAUGGCCAUGAAUUCAAGAGAGAUCCAACAGAUACAAAGGAGUAUUAAUAAGAUGUGAAUGAGAAUAAUGUUGAGUGUCAAAUGUUUCUGCCAAGUUACCUGAAACUGGUGUGUUUGGUAUUGAUAUAGGAUUUUCAAUUUAGCUACUUUAUACUGUUCUGAAAAUUUAGUAUUUUUUAACAUGUUCUGUGAAAUACGAAAGUUCUUCAAAAUACCCAGUAUGCUUCACCGAAGUUUUGGAUUGAACAAUAGCUUUGAAAUGGCAGUGGUUUGUAAGAAGAUAUGGUUAUGGAAAGGUUCUAUGUAAAUACAGUAUAUGUGUAUAGUGAAUUCAUGGGGUAAAGUUUCAUUUGCACCCAUCUAGCAGUUUGCAGUUGAUAAGUGUGUUAUGCUUUUCAUCAAAAAUAUACAUCAGUGUCUAUUUAAAUGCAAUACAGUAUUGAAUAGAUAUUGGCCACCAGUUUUGCUUUGUAGACUAACUCUUUGAUUGUAAGGGUAAUAUAUGUGUAAAAUUAGAGGGAAUUUUUUUAAUAUACCCCAUAUUUGUAGCUCUGAAAAGUACAACCAUUUCAUAUUGCAUUGUUAAACGAAUUUUGAAACAGUGUAUAUUUGUUAAUUGAGAAGUGGUUUUAGGUUAUGGAAAAUGAGUCAUUGGUACAUAUCGUGAAUUUGUUUUAUUUUUUAGACACUAUUAUUUAAUUUUGGUAUAUAAUACUUAGAAAAAAUAAUAUAUGGCACAUUACAUAUGAAACAGUGUUAUCAAUUUCUGUGCAUCAAGUAAGAUUGGACAGAUUUGUUAAUUUUGAAAUGUGCCAGGAUUUUGAUCUCUGAUAGGACUUGGGAUUUAUUGAUACAUAGAUUAUAUAUUAUAGGACACAUUAAGGAUGGACACUGCCAAAGAUGCACGUGUAAUUUUAAUGAUGAACAUGAAGUUCUGAAGUAAGUGUAAUAGUUUUGUAGUGCUAGACAUUCAUCAUUAUUCUGAUUUUUUCUUUAGCUAAUUUUAUUUAUAUAUCAUAUAUGUAGGCGUAGCCAUUUCAGUCUUUCUUUUAGUGUGUUACAUCAACUUUUACGUUUCAGACAUAAAUACAAGCAUGGUCUUAUUGGGAGGUGUUUUAUCGACAUGUACAGUUUCCAUCAGCAUAUUAAAUUAUAUCUAAUCAAUACCUCAUGUACAUAUGCAGUUGUACAGGCUAUUUCAAUUAUGCAGACAGCUGUAUUUUGAAGGCAUUAAAUGUUUUAGUUUUUUAUUGCAUUAUAUAGAUGUUAACAUUCAAGUUUUGUAUGUAGCACUUACCACACAGGUUAUUGUUAUGUUUCUGACUAAUAAUCAGUUAAUUGUGUUUUUUAUUGUAUUCCUGGAAUACACAUGCCCUGUGAUGAUAUUAGCUUUUAGGUUAAUUAUAGGACUAAAUGUACAAAGAUCCCCAUAGUGAAGUUUAAAUAUGAUAAGAUC